CAGACGAUUGAUUCCCCCCUGCUUCCCUUCGUCCAAAGACGCCACCUUGAUAAUCCCGUGCGCUUCUUCUUCUCCAAAUCGAUCGAGAAGCCAUGAGCAGCGCCGAGUACGACUACCUCUUCAAGCUGCUCCUCAUCGGGGACUCCUCCGUCGGCAAGUCCUGCCUCCUCCUCCGAUUCGCCGACGACGCGUACGUGGACACGUACAUCAGUACGAUCGGCGUUGAUUUCAAAAUCAGGACCGUGGAGCUCGAUGGCAAGUCGGUGAAGCUGCAGAUUUGGGACACAGCAGGCCAGGAGAGGUUCAGGACAAUAACAAGCAGUUACUAUCGAGGAGCCCAUGGAAUUAUUAUCGUAUAUGACGUGACAGAUAGGGAAAGCUUCAACAAUGUCAAGCAGUGGUUGAGUGAGAUUGAUAGGUAUGCCAGUGACAGUGUGUGCAAGCUUCUAGUUGGGAACAAAUGUGAUUUGGUUGAUAGUAAAGUCGUUGACACAGAGGAGGCCAAGGCUUUCGCAGAAUCGUUGGGAAUGACUUUCCUUGAGACAAGUGCAAAGGAAUCCAUCAAUGUGGAGACAGCUUUCUUAACAAUGUCAUCAGAAAUCAAGAAAAGGACGGCAAGCCAACCUGGGGCGGCGGAGAGGAAAUCAACCAUCCCCAUUGGGAGGCCGAUACAGCAGCAGCAGAGCAGCUGCUGCUCCUCAUAACCUCACCAAGACUCCGUUCCUACAUCCCAUGGUAUCUUAGUUGAGCGUAUUGAGGCUGGAAGAUUCAUCAUCAAAGUCUAGAGUGAAUUGGAUAUACUGAAUUACAAAGAUUGUAUACAUAGUUUGUGUUACUACUUAAUGUUAACUAUUUGUCACAGCUUGAGUUUGUUACGCAGAUCUCAUUGGUCUUUAGUUCAUGAAUGUAUUAGGUGCAUUUGAUGGAUCUUUAAGUAACAAAAGUUGCAUGAAAUCUAGCUGAUUCAAGCUUGUCAAUCAGCUUAUCAUGCUGUUUA
Molecule: messenger RNA, 997 nt
Organism: Lolium rigidum
Lineage: Eukaryota; Viridiplantae; Streptophyta; Magnoliopsida; Poales; Poaceae
Product: GTP-binding protein YPTM1-like
Exons: 8
Coding region: 93-704 (203 amino acids)
Biological process (GO): protein secretion; regulation of exocytosis
Molecular function (GO): GTP binding; GTPase activity
Source: RefSeq, a predicted model, not a curated record